Molecule: messenger RNA, 498 nt
Organism: Fomitopsis serialis
Lineage: Eukaryota; Fungi; Basidiomycota; Agaricomycetes; Polyporales; Fomitopsidaceae
Exons: 2
Source: RefSeq, a predicted model, not a curated record
GUCGUGUCUGCAUCGGCGUGGUUCCUGACCAAUGUCACCGUGGACGACACGGACGGGGAUGUGGCUACUGGGGCACAAUUCUCUUAUCACCCUGCGGAACUCUGGAGUGUCCAGCAGAACUGCACAGAGUCAGAGAUCCAGACUGUCUGUCCGAACGUUGCAAAUGCCUAUGAUAAAACAUGGCAUGCCGGUGCAGAGUACGAACCUGGGUGGGGGCUUCCUAGCGCCGAGAUAUCUUUCACUGGAUCCGCGCUCUAUGUCUACUGUAUUGUGGUCCCCAAUCUCACUACGGACUUGACAUUCUUCAUUGAUGGCGACACGGCGGGCACUUACACGCAAAAUGCGAAUCCCUAUGAUGCCGGAAUCGUCCAAUACAACACCCUUGUGUAUGCGAACGACACAAUCCCUUGGGGGACACACACGUUCACACUGUUGAGCGGGGCCACCGCUGAUGCCCAGGCGAGUACAUUGGCAGUCCUCGACUACAUUGUGUAUACG